AUGGAAAGUGAUGUAUCGUCGAAGAUGAGUUUUCCCAUAUACAUUAAUGGACUCAUGUCAAUUGCCUCAUACUUCUUGACAGUUCAAUUGAUACCGAAAUUGACAGAUAUGUUCAUCAAAGGUAACCUAUACGGUAUUGAUAUGAACAAGAAAAGUGGUGGUAGAAUACCGGAAGCACUGGGAGUUGUAACAGGAUGUGUGUUUCUCAUCACAAUGUUUUUAUUCAUCCCUGUUCCAUUCAGCGAUUACAUAUUCAAAAACGCAGACUUUCCCCAUAAUGAGUUUGUGGAAUUGUUAGCAGCGCUUUUAUCAAUAUGCUGUAUGCUGUUAUUGGGAUUUGCUGAUGAUGUUCUGGAUCUCCGAUGGAGACAUAAAUUAUUACUACCCACAAUUGCAUCCUUGCCACUUCUGAUGGUUUACUAUGUGAAUUUCAAUUCCACAUUGAUCAUAGUUCCUAAGCCAUUGCGGACCUGGUUUGGAUUUUCCGUCGAUCUUUGGUUACUCUAUUAUUUAUAUAUGGGGAUGCUUGCGGUAUUUUGUACAAACGCUAUCAACAUACUGGCUGGCGUUAAUGGGUUGGAAGUUGGACAAAGCCUGGUUAUAGCGGCCAGCAUAUCGAUCUUCAAUUUAUUGGAAUUAUCUGGGAGUUUAUGGAAAGCACAUCAGUUUUCACUAUACUUCAUGCUACCGUACAUGGCUACAUCACUCGCUCUGUUCAAAUAUAACUGGUAUCCAUCGCGGGUUUUCGUAGGAGACACUUUUUGCUACCUUUCUGGAAUGACCUUUGCUGUUGUGGGCAUAUUGGGUCAUUUUAGUAAGACAAUAUUACUAUUUUUCAUACCGCAGGUUUUCAACUUUUUGUACAGUAUACCUCAGUUAUUUCAUCUGGUACCAUGCCCAAGGCACAGACUUCCUAGAUACAAUAAGGAUACCGACAAAUUGGACAUCAGUGUCACAGUUUUCGAGAAGUCAGAUUUAACUCUGCUUGCUAGACUUUGCAUGUGGGUAUUUCGCACAUUGAGAAUCGUUAAUUGGAAGGAAGACAAACAAGGUGUGGUGACGUGUAAUAAUUUGACAUUGAUUAAUUAUAUCCUACUAAUUAUCGGUCCCACAUCUGAGCCAAGGUUAACUAUGAUCCUUAUAGCGGUGCAGGUAAUUUUGAUUUCCAGUAAACUAGAAGGGCUUUUGUUACCUUCCUUUAUACUCAUCUUUCAAUUUCUGAAUGAUAUCAAAUUUAUCGGUAUUCAAAUUUUCAGAUCGUUAGCAGUGCUUUGGCUUUCAUGAUCAGAUAUCCACUGGCUUCUGUAUUCUACGACAUUUAGAAGAAAAUUGUUGUUCAUAACAAACCUUUUGCUUUCACGCAGUAGCAGUUACUAUCAUAGGUUUGCUAACUGUUCUGGGUAACUGAAGAUCACUGAGAUAAAAAGAAUUGUACUAUUUUGUAUAUAGGUAAUAUGGUCUCAGGAAGUAUCUAAAUAUUUUUGAAUGCAUAGGACCGUACUUGAUCGGAAACGUGUCUAGUGAGACGUAUGCUAUUUUGUAUCUAGUGUAAAAAUUAUUUUCAACUCAUUUAUGUUAUGCUCACGAAAAAUAACUGGUGAUAAUAUUUUAUUUUGCAUUAUUUUUGACGUAUCACAGAGGUGCCGUGUCAUCCCUUAGUUUUCAUGUCUUUGAUGUGUGAAACUAUUGUCGAUCAUCAAAUUUAAAAUCUUCAUGAUUAUUACAUGCAAUAAAAUGAAUUAUCAAACUG
Athalia rosae (coleseed sawfly) is the source of this 1750-nucleotide messenger RNA. RefSeq names its product UDP-N-acetylglucosamine--dolichyl-phosphate N-acetylglucosaminephosphotransferase (gene Alg7). The record is from RefSeq and is a predicted model, not a curated record. Gene Ontology annotation, molecular function: UDP-N-acetylglucosamine-dolichyl-phosphate N-acetylglucosaminephosphotransferase activity. NCBI's taxonomy places the organism in Eukaryota, Metazoa, Arthropoda, Insecta, Hymenoptera, Athaliidae. Gene Ontology annotation, biological process: dolichol-linked oligosaccharide biosynthetic process; protein N-linked glycosylation. The transcript has 6 exons. The coding region runs from base 1 to 1284 and encodes 427 amino acids. Gene Ontology annotation, cellular component: membrane.